Molecule: messenger RNA, 2693 nt
Organism: Sebastes umbrosus (honeycomb rockfish)
Lineage: Eukaryota; Metazoa; Chordata; Actinopteri; Perciformes; Sebastidae
Gene: meis3
Product: myeloid ecotropic viral integration site 3
Exons: 13
Coding region: 446-1699 (417 amino acids)
Biological process (GO): eye development; positive regulation of cell population proliferation; positive regulation of transcription by RNA polymerase II
Molecular function (GO): RNA polymerase II cis-regulatory region sequence-specific DNA binding; DNA-binding transcription activator activity, RNA polymerase II-specific
Source: RefSeq, a predicted model, not a curated record
UCGCGUUUUGACCCUCUGAAACCUCCUUCCACACCACCACCAUCACCACCACUCCUCCUCCUCCUCCUCCUCUCCUCUUGACACAGAAAACACCAUCGCUCACUCGCAGCCGUGACAUUUUACCAGCCUGUCUGCCGUACGUGGUGCUGCGCGGACAUACAGCGAGCACAAGGAGCCAAAAAGGGAAAAGGGACGCUUUCUCCUCCGCAGCACCAACAACCACCAACCACCAACACACCGAGCAUCCGACGGGCUGCAGCCGGAGCGAGAGGCGCACUAGGCGGAGGCGAGGCGCUGCAGGACACCGCUACUUUCACCCGGUUCUCUGGACUACACCGGACACAACCCGAACAGGACUGGAUAUUUACCUCUCGGGUGACAGAAGAAGCUGGACUAACCGAGCAGAGCAUCACCAUCUCCGGUGUAGGACUCGCUGUCGAGUCGCAUGGAGAAGAGGUAUGAAGAGCUGGUGCACUACUCAGGGUCGGAGGCCAUGUCGUUGGGGGGGUACGGGGACGACGUCAGAACGCUUCCUCCCCCACACUACGGACCCGCCAUCCCGGACUCCCUCAAACACCACAAAGACCAGAUCUAUGGUCACCCACUGUUUCCACUGCUGGCCUUAGUGUUUGAAAAGUGCGAGCUCGCCACCUGCUCCCCUCGAGACUCCGCCUCCCUCUCAGCCACCUCCCACCUCCCCGGCAUGACCAAUCACAGCGACGUCUGCUCCUCUGAGUCCUUCAACGACGACAUCGCCUCGUUUGCCAAGCAGAUCCGAUCUGAGGAGCCCAUAUUUUCUACCAAUCCUGAGCUCGACAACUUGAUGAUCCAGGCCAUACAGGUUCUUCGCUUUCAUUUACUGGAGUUAGAGAAGGUGCAUGACCUGUGCGAUAACUUCUGCCACCGCUACAUCACCUGUCUGAAGGGCAAAAUGCCCACAGACCUCAUCAUGGACGACAAGGAGGGCGGCUCCAAGUCGGACGUGGAGGACUUCACUGGAUCCUGCACCAGUCUGUCGGAGCAGAAUGCAUCGUGGUUACGGGAGCCGGAUGAAUGUGCCACUACUCCGCUGGGAACGCCGGGCACCUGUGGUCUGCCGUCACACAGCUUAGCAGACAACUGUAGCGACAUAGGUGAUGAUCUGGACGGAGGAGGGGGGUCCCCCAGCACAGGAGACGACGACUCCGACAGAGACCGGAGGAACAACAAGAAGAGAGGCAUCUUCCCCAAAGUGGCAACAAACAUCAUGAGAGCGUGGCUCUUCCAGCACCUGUCGCACCCGUACCCGUCUGAGGAGCAGAAGAAGCAGCUGGCCCAGGACACAGGACUGACCAUCUUACAGGUCAACAACUGGUUCAUCAACGCCAGGAGGAGAAUAGUUCAGCCGAUGAUUGACCAGUCAAAUCGCUCAGGUCAGGGUGGUCCUUACAGCCCAGAGGGAGCAGCUCUUGGGGGCUACAGCCUCGACGGACAGGGCCACCUCGGGCUCCGGACAGCAGGUCUCCAGGGGAUGUCUUCUCUGCAGGGCGACUACCCCGGCGCUCUACUGUCCCAACCCGGCUACCCCCCCCACCCGGGACCCUCCCUCCACCCGUACCCGGGCCCUCACCCCCACCCCGCCAUGCUGCUCCACCCGCCGCCACACGUACACCCCGCAGAGCCGCUCCUCGCCCAGGGACUGGACAUACACGCACACUAGUUGUGGGGGGGAGUCGGAGUGUGUGUGUGGCAAAAUUACAGUAUGAAUGUGUGUGUGUGAGGUGAGAUAUGUAUGUGUGUGUGUGUGUAUGUGUAAUGACGCAUACUGAACACUAUUUAAAGAAAAAAAGACACAUUGCUCCGAAAGUUUACAUUCCCCACUGAGAGACACUGACCUCAAUGUAGCUGUUCCACUCACUCACAUUACACACACAGUACACACAUACACACACACACGUAGACAUAAACAUUAACACACACAGUCUGGACCCACAGGUUUAAGCCAUACCUCUUCCAGAGUAGAAGUGCUUCCUCCUCUCCAAAUGUCUCCACUGUGUCCUGUGGGUGAGACACAUUAUGCUUUAAACUACACUCCCCAUCAUGCCUGCUGAACCACAGGAAGACGGUCGAUCAGAUUGGGACUUCAUGGACGUUACUGGAUGGGACUUGACCCUGCUGUGAACACGCCUUCGUCACUACUCCCCGUCUUCCUGCACAAAGAAACACACUUACUGUACACACACACCUUCACACAAAGCUGAUUUGUUUUCUUAUUCUAUUUUUAUAUUUAUGUGUGCCACUCCAGGCGGAUGCAGCUUCACGUGAGCUUGUUGAAAUAUUAGUGCUCUUCCUCAGCAUGAAGCUAAACACUAUGAAUGACUUCCAGUCUGCCUCGCUCUCGUACCACUGACCUCCUUAAGACGCCAACAGGUGUCCGUUACCUUAGGAUCCUUCCUGCAAAACACACACAACAUACACACUACACAUUAGCAGCACACGCUACACUGAAAGCCAUUUACACACACACACACACACACACACACACACACAGUUUUCUGUAAGCAUUUCUAGUACAUGUUGUGUGUGUCACGGCGGUGUGUGAGGGGGAGCUGCAGCCAAAGGACUCUUUAAACAUUCGGCUCCCUCUCCACUCGGCUCGGACUGCUGACACAUUUCUGAAUGAUGAUGAUGAUAAAUACAGUUAAAGUAUUAAA